AUGUCUCGUGAUAGUGAGCAUCAAUCUUUUCAUGAUUCCCCGUUUACGGCCCUUUCUCCGGUGUUUAUGGAUGCUUUCUCUGAAGCUAUUGGUUCGAAUUGCACUGUUCCAAGUCUCAUGCUAUUCUUCAUUAGAUGUAUUGAUGAAAAACUGCAGAUAACUUGUUUGAGAGAAAAUAACGAGGACAGAACGGUGGAUUACUGGAGUGCAGGCACGGUGGCGGGAAGUAAGGAGCACUUGGGUACCGUCAAAAAGGCGAGCCCAUCAAGAAAAGAGGGCUGCUGCAAUAAUACGCAGUUAGCAGCAGCAGUUGCAAUUGUGGUAUCACCAUUAUCGUCAUCUAUCAUAACCGCAAGAAAUGUCGUCGUUGAGCAGCGGCCACAGCAGUACAUCAAGCAUGAGCAGUACCAGUACCGACCUCAGUUCUUGCAACUUUACAUGCAACUUCCUGGUGACGCCCAUAACAGUUGGUGA
Messenger RNA from Cercopithifilaria johnstoni, 474 nucleotides. The record is from the annotation of a GenBank genome assembly. Lineage: Eukaryota; Metazoa; Nematoda; Chromadorea; Rhabditida; Onchocercidae.